AUGAUGCUGGUACCUCCGACCAGUUGCAUUUACGUGAGGGAAGGGAUAUUGCGGCAACGAGAAUCAGAGGAAGAAAUAUGUAGUCUUAUUGGCCUUAAAUCUUUUGUCACUUCAGAUCCAUAUGAUUCCUUAUCUACUUGGUCUCUCUCUUCUUCUCCAAACAAAUGGGUUGGUGUCACCUGCAAUAUUCGCCAUGGAAGGGUCCAUUCCUUGAAUCUUACUAGCAUGGAUCUUAUAGGCACCAUAUCUUCACAACUGAGAAAUCUCUCAUUUCUUGUUGAACUUGAUCUUAGUAGCAACAAUUUUUAUGGUCAAAUACCAAGAGAGUUAGCUCGAUUGCGUAGAUUGAAGCUACUGAACCUGAGGUUCAAUGACUUUCAUAGACAAGUUCUAGCAUGGAUAGGAGAUUUAUCUACACUGGAGCACUUAAAUCUUCAAAAUAAUAUUUUUGAUGGAUUAAUUCCAGCAUCUCUGUUCAAUCUAUCAAGGUUGGAGACAUUAGAUUGA
This is a messenger RNA of Prosopis cineraria, 507 nucleotides long. Its product is annotated as receptor-like protein 53. Bases 1 to 507 code for a protein of 168 amino acids. The record is from RefSeq and is a predicted model, not a curated record. NCBI's taxonomy places the organism in Eukaryota, Viridiplantae, Streptophyta, Magnoliopsida, Fabales, Fabaceae. The transcript has 2 exons. Gene Ontology annotation, molecular function: protein binding.